UACCUUCGAAGCGGCGAAAGUAGCAUGUGGUAACGUAGCUGGAUUGUUAUCGUGGACUAUGGCUAUGGCCAAAUACUUUGAAGUUAAUAAAGAAGUCUUACCGCUUAAGGCAAAUUUAGCAGUUCAAGAAGCAAAAUAUCAAAAAGCUUCGGGCGACCUUCAAGAAGCUGAGGACUUAUUACAACAAAAAGAAAAUGAAUUAGCUGAAGUGCAAAGAACUCUAGAAGAAGCAGUUUCAAAAAAAGAUGCAGUUCUAGCGGAGGCUAAAAAAUGUCAAGACAAGAUGGAUGCAGCUACUGCACUUAUUGGUGGACUAGCAGGAGAAAAAAUUCGAUGGACUGAACAAAUUGCUUCUUUUAAAAGUGAGACAGAUCGAUUGGUUGGUGAUGUUAUUCUUCUCACAGCAUUUUUAUCAUAUACCGGACCUUUUAAUCAAGAAUUUCGCAGUGAUCUUCAAAGUCUUUGGAUUAAGCAAGUCAUUGAAAAAAUGAUACCGUUAUCUGCCAAUGUCAACAUUAUCGAGAGCCUUACUGAUCGUUCUCAAAUUGGAGAGUGGAAUAUUCAAGGCCUUCCCACUGAUGAGCUUUCUAUCCAAAAUGGAAUUAUUGCGACAAAAGCAAUGAGAUUUCCUCUUCUCAUAGAUCCUCAAUCUCAAGGCAAAGUUUGGAUCAAAAAUAAAGAAAAACAAAAUAAACUCAUAGUUACUGCAUUAAAUCAUAAAUAUUUCCGAAAUCAUUUAGAAGAUUCAGUAAAUUUUGGGUAUCCUAUUAUUAUUGAAGAUGUGGCAGAAGAAUUAGAUCCCUGUUUGGACAAUUUGUUAGAUAGAAAUCUUUUAAAAGUAGGUACGCAAUACAAAGUCAAAAUUGGUGAUAAGGAAGUCGAUUGGAAUCCAGCCUUUCGAUGCUACAUUACUACAAAGCUACCUAACCCAGCUUAUACACCCGAAGUAUUUGCACGGACAUCUAUUAUUGACUUCACUGUUACAAUGCGUGGCUUAGAGGAUCAGUUAUUGGGAAGAGUUAUUCUUACAGAACGAAAAGAACUCGAAGAUGAGCGUGUACAAUUAGUGGAGACUGUAACCGGAAAUAUGAAAAAAAUGAAAGAGCUCGAAGCUAAUUUAUUGCAUAAGCUAUCAACAACACAAGGUAGCUUACUGGAUGAUGUAACAGUCAUAGAAGUUUUAAACACCAGCAAAAACACCGCCCUUGAAGUUAAAGAAAAAAUCGAAAUAGCAAAAGUCACUGAGGCUAAAAUUAAUGCUGCUCGGGAAGAAUAUAGAGUAGUUGCUACACGUGGUAGUGUAUUAUAUUUUCUUGUAUGUAGCAUGGCAAGAGUAAAUAAUAUGUAUCAAACUUCACUGGUACAGUUUCUGGAACGUUUUGAUGCUUCAAUGCAUAAUUCGGCAAAAACGCAUAUAACCCAAAAACGCAUUAAGCGAAUUAUUAAUUAUCUUACAUUUGAAAUAUACCGGUAUAAGUCUCGAGGACUUUACGAGAAAGACAAAUUUUUGCUUGUAUUACUUAUGGCACUUAGUAUAGAUCGUCAAUUGGAGUUAAUUACCUUUGAUGAAUUCCAAACUUUUAUUAAAGGAGGAGCAGCAUUAGAUCUUAAUGAUUGUCCUCCAGUGCCUUUUAGGUGGAUGACUGAUGAAACUUGGCUUAAUCUUGCCCAAUUGACUAGUUUAUCUCCGUUUGUAAACAUACUGACUAAGAUAAGCGGAAACGAAAGGUCUUGGUUUACUUGGUAUAAAAAAGAUGCUCCGGAAAAUGAAAUAAUACCAGAUGGAUAUAAUUCGUUAGAUCCGUUUCGAAGAAUGCUUCUCAUACGGUCAUGGUGCAUGGAUAGAACUAUUGCUCAAAGUCGAAAAUAUAUUGCAAAUUCAUUGGGCGAAAGAUUUGCAGAACCAGUAGUGCUCAACUUUGAAGAGCUACUUUCGGAAAGUCGCGAAUUAAUGCCAAUGGUUUGUUUUCUGUCUCUUGGCUCAGAUCCUUCAUCAAAUAUUGAACUUCUUGCUAAAAAAAAUGAGCUUAAAUGCCAUCCAAUAUCAAUGGGGCAAGGCCAAGAAAUUCAUGCUAGAAAGCUUAUAUCUUUCUGCUUGGAAGAUGGAGGUUGGGUUUUGCUACAAAAUUGUCACUUAGGAUUAGAAUAUAUGGCAGAGCUUACAAUUCAACUUUUAGAGUUGGAAAGAAUAGGAAAAGAAGCCAUCGUCAGCCCUAACUUUCGAAUUUGGAUUACAACUGAACCUCAUCCCAAAUUCCCUAUAACAUUACUACAAAUGUCGUUGAAAUAUACAAAUGAACCACCAGCUGGAAUUCGAGCUGGAUUAAAGCGAACUUAUACAAACUUGUCACAAGACUUUUUGGACUAUUCACAAUCCCCAUUUUAUUUGCCGCUUGUAUAUUCUAUAUCAUUCCUUCAUACUGUGGUGCAGGAAAGACGAAAAUUUGGGCCACUUGGUUGGAAUAUACCUUAUGAAUUUAAUUCAUCUGAUUGGUAUGCAAGUUGCCUGUUUGUUCAGAAUCAUUUAGAUGAUUUAGAGCAAGGAAAAGGUAUAAGCUGGGUAACCGUACGAUAUAUGUUAGGAGAAGUUCAGUAUGGAGGUAGAGUGACAGAUGACUACGAUAAACGUUUACUCAAUACAUUUACUAGAGUAUGGUUUCAUGAUGCUCUCUUCGAGGAAACAUUUCAAUUCUUUAAAGGCUAUAAAGUUUAUAGUUAUAAAGAACAAGAAGCAUAUUUAUCUGCUAUUGACGAAAUGUUUAAUGUUGAUCCACCACAAGUAUAUGGAUUUCACUCUAAUGCAGAAAUUACCUAUCAAACCAACACCAUGAAAAACAUAUUAGAAGAAAUAAUGGGGAUUCAACCUAAAGAGUCGUCAGCUGGAACGGGAGAAUCUAGAGAAGACCGCGUAGCUCGUCAGGUCAAAGAAAUGCUAAGCAAAACUCCCUUAGCCUUCGACUUAUUUGAUGUAAAACAGCAUCUUAUUGCCAUGGGAGCAACAAGCUCAAUGAACAUAUUUCUUCGCCAGGAAAUUGACAGGAUGCAGCGGAUAAUUAUACUUGUUCGCACCAUAUUUAAGGAUUUACUUUUGGCUGUAGAAGGAACAAUAAUAAUGAGCGAAAAUUUACGAGAUGCUUUAGAUAAUAUUUUCAACGCACGGGUUCCUACUGUGUUUAAGCGAGGAAGUUGGGUUUCGUCAAGUUUAGGAUUUUGGUUUUCUGAAUUGCUUGAACGGCAUACCCAAUUUUAUAACUGGUGUUUUGGCUCAAGACCAGUUGUUUUCUGGAUGUCCGGAUUCUUUAAUCCUCAGGGUUUUCUUACCGCAAUGCGACAAGAAGUGGCCCGCGCACAUCAAGGUUGGGCUUUAGAUCAAGUAACCAUGCACAAUGAUGUACUAAAAGUAGGCCCAGAAGAAUGUAAGAAACCACCUAAAGAAGGUGUUUUUGUUUAUGGAUUAUUUGUGGAUGGUGCCGGCUGGGACAGGCGAACAUCUCGGUUGGUCGAAGCCACAAACAAGGUUUUAUUUACCUUAAUGCCAGUUAUUCAUAUUUAUGCUCAAUUCUUAAGUACAACUAGAUAUCCUAAGUCGUAUGUUUGUCCCGUUUACAAAAAGAUUAAUCGAACCGACUUAAAUUACAUCUGUGCUCUGCUAUUGCAAUCAUACAAGCCACCAGAUCAUUGGACCCUAAGAGGUGUGGCUCUCUUAUGUGAUGUUAAAUAAAUCGUAAUUAAAUAAAUUUUCAAAUUUGGCGAAACGAAA
This is a messenger RNA of Drosophila ananassae, 3760 nucleotides long. RefSeq names its product dynein axonemal heavy chain 8. Gene Ontology annotation, cellular component: dynein complex. The record is from RefSeq and is a predicted model, not a curated record. Gene Ontology annotation, biological process: microtubule-based movement. The transcript has 3 exons. Gene Ontology annotation, molecular function: dynein intermediate chain binding; dynein light intermediate chain binding; minus-end-directed microtubule motor activity. The coding region runs from base 59 to 3721 and encodes 1220 amino acids. NCBI's taxonomy places the organism in Eukaryota, Metazoa, Arthropoda, Insecta, Diptera, Drosophilidae.